UCUCCUGCGAAUAUACUUCGCGGUGAAUGCGCCCCGGCCUUUAUGACGCGCUCCGCUCACGUUUGAGGAGAACCCCCUGACUUCAGGUAGACCACUGUAGUCCAGACAAAGGACACGCGCCAAUCCUCAAGUUAAUCGCUCGUGCCUUCAUGACGCGUCGAUCUGGAAUUCAGAAUGACUCUAUAGAACGCGUCUCGAUUCGAAUUCAGCUGGAACGCGAGAGAAAUGGAUAUCGGGAUUUUCGUUUCCUGCAGUUUUAGACCCUUGUAAUUAAAAUACUCGAUCUUCAUCACCAUAUUACGUCAAGGCGGAAUAAACGGACGGGCCGGGGCGCAACAAUCGGACGCUUUCAUUGAGAAGAAGAACAGCGAUAUUAUUCGAGCGAACGAAUUCGUGACUGUCCUUCGCGCAGAGAAGCCCGCGCUUUAAUCAUGCAGUUUCGGACAGUUUUGGAUGUCAAAGUCGUGGAUGUGGAGAAGAGGAGGCAUCCAUCCAAACAUUACGUGUAUCUCAUCAAUGUCACAUACUCUGACUCCACGUCCCACAUCAUCUACAGAAGAUACAGUAAAUUCUUUGACCUUCAGAUGCAGAUUCUCGACAAGUUCCCAAUCGAGGGAGGGCAGAAGGAUCCCAAAAAGAGGAUCAUCCCUUUUCUUCCAGGCAAAAUACUGUUCCGACGAAGUCAUGUAAGAGAUGUGGCCAUGAAAAGACUACGCUUUAUUGAUGACUAUUGCAGAGCACUGGUCCGGCUUCCGACCCAGAUCUCACAGAGUGAGGAAGUUCUGCGAUUCUUCGAGACCAAACCAGAUGAUAUCAACCCUCCUGUAGAGGAUUAUGGAUCCAAACGCAAGUCAGUUUGGAUGUAUGGCCUUCAGGACAGUCCAACCAAGUCUGAGGCCUCAGGACUGGACAGCAGUGAGCCCAUGGUGCUUGAGCAGUAUGUGGUGGUGGCCAACUACGAACGCCAGGAGAACUCUGAAAUCAGCCUGAAAGCUGGAGAAACGGUAGACGUGAUCGAGAAGAGCGAAAGCGGCUGGUGGUUUGUCAGCACAGCUGAAGAACAGGGCUGGGUUCCUGCAACGUACCUGGACUCUCAGAGUGGCACCAGAGAUGAUCUGGACCUGGGAACAUCUAGAUCAGGAGAAGUUACUAAGAGACGUAAGGCUCAUCUGAAGAGGCUGGACCGCAGAUGGACACUAGGGGGAAUAGUCAACCGUCAACAGAGUCGAGAGGAGAAAUAUGUCACUGUUCAAGCGUAUGCCAGUCAGGGGAAGGAUGAGAUCGGGUUCGAGAAAGGAGUAACCGUGGAGGUGAUCCAGAAGAACCUGGAGGGUUGGUGGUACAUCAGGUAUCAGGGUAAGGAGGGCUGGGCCCCAGCCUCAUACCUGAAGAAACUCAAAGAUGACCUUUCCCCAAGGAAGAAGACUCUGUCUGGUCCUGUGGAGAUCAUCGGAAACAUAAUGGAGAUCAGUAAUCUCCUCAACAAGAAGGCUGUUAGCGAGAAGGACAUUCUGACCGAUGGAGAGCCAACAACCCCUGAGCGCCACAUUUCCAAGAGUGAGAUCAGUCUACCUAUCCCAUAUGCCCCAGAGGCUGGAGUGGCACCCGCAGUCAGCACUGGGCUUGGUAUGGGGUCUGGAUCUAGCGCCGCCCUGCAGGAGAACAAGAGCAAGGCAGAGCCAGGGUCACCUGCUAUAGCCCGAGUAGCACCACACAGAGUCGAGAUAGGCUCUCCAAACCUUAGGCAGAAACCUCCUCCUCGAAGAGAGACAAAUCUGGCUUUCCAGAUGCCCAAACCUCCAGAGCCCCCUACUGUAGAAGCGGAGUACUACACCAUAGCAGAGUUUCAAUCCAGUAUCUCAGAUGGCAUCAGCUUCCGUGGAGGACAAAAGGCUGAUGUCAUAGAGAAGAAUUCUGGUGGAUGGUGGUAUGUCCAGAUCGGGGAAAUGGAGGGUUGGGCACCCUGCUCCUAUAUUGAUAAACGCAAGAAGCCCAACCUGAGCCGGCGAACCAGCACGCUCACCCGCCCCAAAGUUCCACCACCUGCUCCACCAGUCAAAAAGGAUCCAGAGGAAUCAUCUUCUCUGGGCGGCUCAGCCUCCAAAGUGCCAGAAUCCCCCAGUCAGCGUGUCUACGAAGAGCCGGAAUAUGACAUUCCCGCCCUUGGCUUUGAGGAUUUGGACUCCAAAGGUUCUCCAAAACCAGAACCUCGAAAAUUUGAAAUCAAAAGCAAUCCAUUGGCUGCCGAGAGAAUCGCACAGGCCGGCAAAGCAUCACCUUUAUUAAAGGUAAUGACCUCUCCCUUGAGGAAAAGAAACUCGAUGGAGAAUAUCAAUAAGGAGGAGGUAAUUUAUGAGAAUGAAGGCUUCAGGUACUCCUCCGAUGACUUUGUGUCUCCUAGAGACUCCAGUGGUUGCGAUUCAGACACCCAAAGGAGUCUCACUUUGGGUCAUAAACCUCUCAGCUCCUCUUCCUCUCAUGGAGGAGCGAGGUCCCUCCGCAAGGUAACCCCGGAUAUAAAUCGAAGUCAUUCACUUGGUCGUGCAGAGAGACACAGUCCCAGGUCGUCAUCAAGCGAAUCAGGUCGUAAUCCCAAAAGAGAACCAGUCAUGCGUAAAGACGUAGAAAUUCGGAUCGGUCAGAGUCCCUUGGCCAGGCCCAAACCAGUGGUGCGCCCCAAACCUCUCCUUACAAAGUCAGAGCCACAAAGUCCGGAAAGAAUGGACAUCAGCAGUUUACGCCGGCAGCUGCGUCCCACAGGCAGUCUCCGGCAAGGACCGGUCCGUGCGGUACGUGGUGGUGAGGAUUCCGAGACGGCUUCAAUUGUGUCCUCUGAGGACUCCAUUUCCACAAGGAGCACCUCGGAUCUCUCAAGCGUAUAUUCCAAGGGCAGCCGAGGUGGGGAAUCAGACCACGAGAGUGCAUUCUACAGAACCACAGAUGCCUAUGAACGAGCCCAGGAGUCAGAGCUCAGCUUCCCGGCUGGUGUCGAGGUGGAGGUGCUGGAAAAACAGGAAAGUGGAUGGUGGUUUGUUCGUUGGGGUGAAGAAGAGGGUUGGGUACCUACUUUCUACCUGGAGUCAGUCAGACAUCCCAAUGAUGUAGUUGUUCAAGAGGUCCGUGAUUGUCCUCUUGUUGAUCUCUGUGGCACCAACAAGUCCAACAGCCUUGAGAAGAAUGAGCAACGUGUUCAGGCCCUCAACAACCUCAACCAGCAGAACCUGAGAAGCUUGAGCAACCCUAGUCCACCAAUCCCAUCCAAACCACCCGGGGGCUUUGGUAAACCUCCCGCAAUGCUGAAUGGCUCAGGCAUACGGAUGAGGAAUGGCAUUCGACAGGCAGCGGUGCGACCACAGUCUGUCUUUGUUUCUCCACCACAGCCUUUGAAGGACACCAACAUCCAUACUGGAUCUUUGAGAAGAAAUGAAUCGCUGGGAGCAGGUGACCACUUGAAGUCCGGAGGUGGCGUUCGGCGAAACUCGUCCUUCACUGCUGUUCGGGCGCAGCCGGUGAGCGAUGUGCGGGUGAGGGCUGGGACCACCAUUACAGCACCCGUUGGAAGUCAAAGCCCCUUGAUUGCCCAGAGAAAUGGAAUUCCAGUCUCUACAGUAAGACCCAAGCCCAUUGAGAAGACACACCUCAUUCACAACAAUCUUCGAGAGGUUUACGUUUCCAUCGCUGAUUACCGCGGGGACGAAGAGACCAUGGGUUUCUCAGAAGGCACUAGUCUUGAAGUUUUAGAAAAGAAUCCAAAUGGAUGGUGGUACUGCCAGGUUGUAGAUGGCUUACAUGGACGUAAAGGCUGGGUGCCAUCUAACUACCUGGAGAGGAAAAAAUAACUCUCCAAAAAUGUUCUAAAAAUGCACAAUUGUAAUCAAAAUGUAUGAAGAAGAACUGUCUGGAGGACUGUGCUUUUAAUUUUAAAUGAGAGGGACAGAGCCUUUCAGGGGUUUACAUUAAAACUAAAGUAAUGCAGGUGAAUGUCUAGCAAAAUACCUGCCAUAAUUUUAUGCCAAAUGGGUGCCUUCGUCCAUCAUUCACUGAAUGUUAAGAGGAAUCAGUAAAUACCAGUAUACCAACAUGAAAACCAAACGUCUUGGUGCCAUAGGCCUACGAGUGCAGAAAUCACCAAACUUAUUUUUGUUACAAUGUUAAAAAGAUAAUUUCCGCAUAGGAGUGUAAGAAUACGUGCAAAUCUAAUAUUUAGCACUCAAAACCCAGAAACAGAAUGUCAACAAAAAUCUGAACAGAAAUACCAACAAAAUCAAAUGUUAUCUGCAAUUGAGCGAAACCAAGCAUAACUUUGAUUCUUUUUUUUUAAACUAAAUGUUUUGUUUUUUGAAAAAAUGUGUCUGAUGUUUUAUAUUUUCCUUAGAGAUGUAUUUCUGCUUUCUUGUAACAUCCUAACAAAAUCAAACAAUUUCAGGACACCAUUAUUUACGUCUCUUUGACUUCCCCGUUCUUUAAAUCAGCAGCAGUCCCAAAUUCAAUAGAACAUAUUAAAGGAAAACAGUCUGUGAAAGCAACAUGCGUCUAUGCAUAGACCACCUCAUUCCCCACCUCAUUACUGGGUUUACGCCCAAGUUUAGUUUACAAAGUGAAUCUGGUCCUACUGUUUCUGGUCAUAUUCAGGGUAGACGGCUUCAGAGGACAGGACUUUAGAUUUUGCUGCUCUAUGUGUGCUAUAUUGGCUGUGUUUGCAGUGAUAAUUCAUAAAUCAGGACUGGAAAAUAUUACGUUUUGUUCAGCAUUUAAUCCCAGGGAAGUAGUAACAUAACAUUGAGCCCAAAAUGUGAUAACACCAAAGAAGAAAACCGACACGUUUGCUAGUUUGUUUUAGAAUUAGUAUUUAUUUUAUGGGUACAAAGAAAUACAGUGUAUUCAGAAAAACCUAAACGAGGUUUCAAAACUGAGAUCAAAGUAUAUUUAAUUGUUUUAUCUGGAAGCACUUGAUUUUUUUAACCCAAAGAAAAGCACAUUAAUAUGCAAGGUUAAUUCAUACAUUACGAUAUUGCUGGGCAGUAUUGAAUUUGAAAUUUAAAGAUAACACAAGCAGUUUAAAAGCAAAGAGUUUACUUCUGUAAUUUAAAGAAUAGUAUUUCUUGCUAUCUUAGUCCAUAGUCCAAACUUUGAUUUGUCUUCAUUACGUCCCCCUUCAGUUGCGAUUGAUUCAAUUAAAUAAUGUUCAUUGAAAAUUGUACCAAUCGUGUGAUGUUCAAGACUGCUGAAAUAUUUUUCUAAUGAAAAGUGUGAGCUCUUAAAUGGGUUUAACACUACGUUUAUGUUAUUUCAUUUCUGCUGGACAGUAUUAUAGUGUUAAACAGUUUAAACAUUAAUUACCUGCUAGAUUGCAGUUAUAUUCCAUUAAGCAGAUUUGUCUAUUUUGUCUUGUUUUGUUUGUUGUUGUGUGAUCACACAUGGACUACAAUGAUGAUUGAGGUGGGUCAGUUGUUGUAAAUCAAUGCAUUUAAGCUUUUAAAAGCAAGAAUGCAUUGGUUUAAAAAUGCAGUGUGCUUCAUCAGCAUAUAAUUUAUUUAACAAAAUUUGUCCUUUUUAAGUUUUUAUAUAUUUUUUGGGUACUUUUGUCUUGCAAACAUGUCACAUGUUAUAUAGUUAUAGGACGCUUUCUCUAAAAAAAAAAAACGUUUCUUUUGGUAACACAAAUUGGCUACUGCUAUAUUCCAAGCUUUUAUUCUACCAAGCAAUAAUUUUUGCCUCUGAUUUGGGACAACAUUAAUUGCAGUAGAUAUAUCUGGAAAUCACAAACUAAGUUUUAUAUAUUCAGCCUAAAAAAAAAUCUUUUUCCCAAAUUAUUUUUAUCAAGAAUUUGUUUUUCCCCCAGGCUGAAUGCUGCACCUUUAGCAACUGGACUCUUCCUUUCUCGUUAUUGAGCCACAUAUAAUGCCUGAUUUGUAAUCAUUAUAUAUAUAUAUAUAUAUAUAUAUAUAUAUAUAUAUA
Messenger RNA from Xyrauchen texanus (razorback sucker), 5958 nucleotides. Its product is annotated as SH3 and PX domain-containing protein 2A. Gene Ontology annotation, cellular component: cytoplasm. The record is from RefSeq and is a predicted model, not a curated record. The coding region runs from base 432 to 3839 and encodes 1135 amino acids. Gene Ontology annotation, molecular function: superoxide-generating NADPH oxidase activator activity; phosphatidylinositol binding; protein binding. The transcript has 15 exons. Gene Ontology annotation, biological process: superoxide anion generation. NCBI's taxonomy places the organism in Eukaryota, Metazoa, Chordata, Actinopteri, Cypriniformes, Catostomidae.